GAUUGGGUUAUUUUCAACCAACAAGCGACCAUCAACUUUGGACCAGAACAAGAUGUCAGCACCACUAUCGAGAGGUCUAUCACACACAGUCAGAAGCAGUAUCCAGAGGAAUCCGAUCCAGACCAUAUCAACGAGGAAUUACGCACGACUGACGUUGAUUGGUAACUUGGUUCAAGAUGCAAGAGUGAUCGAGCGGGGGGGAGACAAGGAACCGAUGGUCGCAUUGAAAGUCGCAACUGCUGACCCGCUGGGACGUGAAGCUAGGGAAGCUGGAAAAGAACCUACCAGUUCCUUCCACGAUGUACUUUCUUUCAACGCAGGACUAAACAAAUACUUGGCAGAGUUCAAGAAAGGUUCUUUGGUCCAUGUUCAAGCCGAUGUCCGAAUGCAGCCUCAGGAGCAGAAUGACCCCUCAAACUACCAACCUGCUGUUGUUCGACUCACUUUACGCGAAAUCAACAAACUUCGGAAUCCGAAGACGGAAUAGGUUGAAUACCAUAUACCCUAUAUUUCAUUCUCAAAUUCAGGAGUUGAUCAUGAAACAAUUCAACGGAUUCUGAAUUGCAAAAUUCACAAAAGGAGUAGCGCUGAAAUAAACCACAAGUUAGAGAUAAUAAGGGAAUAAGAGAGGAAGCCAAUCAGGAAAUUAACAGCUGCAUUUGGAGUGGGUGACAUAGGAAAUAUAAGAUGGAUGCUUAAGAGUGAGAGUGUUUGAAACCCAGGAGAAAAGAAGAAAAGGACCAACAAAAACUUCGACAAGUCGGAAAAGAUGAGGGGAACCCCAGCAAAGCAUUAGGAAUCUGGCAGGAGAAUUGACAGCACCUUGACUUAAGCCUUCUGGCGCCUUAACUCUGAGCCUUCUUAGAAUAGCACGAUGUAAAUGGGGGCAGGAUGAAAAAUCCUUUAUAAUUUACAUUUGUAAUAAAGCUUUAUAUCUAACCAGUGGUAUCCGUCCUCUCGCUGCUAUCAACUUUCCUCUGAUCGACUAGCACUUUUUUCGAGUC
Puccinia graminis f. sp. tritici CRL 75-36-700-3 is the source of this 1004-nucleotide messenger RNA. Its product is annotated as single-strand binding protein family. NCBI's taxonomy places the organism in Eukaryota, Fungi, Basidiomycota, Pucciniomycetes, Pucciniales, Pucciniaceae. Bases 53 to 487 code for a protein of 144 amino acids. The record is from RefSeq and is a predicted model, not a curated record. Gene Ontology annotation, molecular function: single-stranded DNA binding. The transcript is spliced from 4 exons.